GCACUCUCAAUUUGCUUGCUACAUGUACAACAUUGUUACCUUGGUACUGCACAGUGCACAUCCCAUCAUAUCAACUGUGAACAUGACCCUUCUUUCAGUCAUCCUCUCAUCUCCUAGAACCCUAAAUUCUAUAUGAAAAUUAAUUUUCUUGUUCAUUCUGUGAAUCCCAUUAUAAAAAAAGUGAGUGUGUUUUAGUGAAUUUCUACUAUUUCUUGAUUUAAACUGUGGGGGAAUGGACGUUGAUUUCUGGGCUGCGGGAGUUCAUUCAGCUAAGAAGUUUUCUGCUCUCCAAGAUGCCAGACUUGACAACUCAAGCAACCAUUUAAUCAUCGAUGAUGAAGGGGAUGAUGAAAUGAGAGCUUGGUUUCCAUGUCCUUUUUGUUAUGUUGAAAUCGAAGUUCCUGUGCUUUGUAUCCAUCUGCAAGAAGAGCAUUGCUUCGACUUGAAAAAUGCCGUUUGUCCCAUAUGUGCUGCAAAUUUAGGAAAAAAUGCAAUUGGCCAUUUUACGAUGCAGCAUGCACAUUCAAUAAAGAGGAGGAAAAAAACUCAAAAAUCCGGCUUUUGGAGUAACAUAUCCACAAACAUUGUUAUGGACAUCAGAGAACUAAGUUCAUAUUCGAUGAGUGGUCAGAUUAAUGGGAGCGAACCUGCACCUGAUCCACUCCUUUCGCCGUUUCUCUACAGUGUGCUCCUUUCGGAUUCUAAAGACAGUCAGAAAGAUGUAACUUCUUACAUUGCUGCCACUAGUGAUGUAGAAAGCAAGAAACCAUCACUGGCAGAAGAAAUUCAAGAACAAGAUUAUGAGGAAAUGAGACAAAGAGCUACGUUUCUUCAGGAGCUAAUUGCAUCAACCAUUUUCUCAGACUCAAUGGAAGAGGAUUAAUUCCAGUAAAGCUUCAACAAUUUACACCACAUUAAUUUUAGUUGGUGGUGCAUAAUUGAAGAUCAAAUUGUUGGAAGAUUACGAACAAAAAAUUGCUAAGAGAAUCUGAGACAACGUAGAAUUUGUGAAGAAGUUCACACAAUGUUAUCAGUCAUCUAUUUAUAACGUAUAAUUUGUAUGAACUUAUGAUUAUGAUAUACGAUAAUGUACAAUUUGUCGAAAGAGAGAUUCAACAUAUUAUCAUGAGUUACUUUUUAUUCCAA
Messenger RNA from Olea europaea var. sylvestris, 1146 nucleotides. RefSeq names its product protein DEHYDRATION-INDUCED 19 homolog 5-like. The coding region runs from base 233 to 883 and encodes 216 amino acids. The transcript has 5 exons. Lineage: Eukaryota; Viridiplantae; Streptophyta; Magnoliopsida; Lamiales; Oleaceae. The record is from RefSeq and is a predicted model, not a curated record.